Messenger RNA from Clarias gariepinus (North African catfish), 1093 nucleotides. It is a transcript of the gene nr0b2b, whose product is annotated as nuclear receptor subfamily 0, group B, member 2b. Gene Ontology annotation, cellular component: nucleus; cytoplasm. NCBI's taxonomy places the organism in Eukaryota, Metazoa, Chordata, Actinopteri, Siluriformes, Clariidae. The record is from RefSeq and is a predicted model, not a curated record. The coding region runs from base 194 to 967 and encodes 257 amino acids. The transcript is spliced from 2 exons. Gene Ontology annotation, molecular function: ATP binding; transcription corepressor activity; transcription factor binding. Gene Ontology annotation, biological process: negative regulation of transcription by RNA polymerase II; circadian rhythm.
UCUAGCCACUGCUGAACCGGAUAAGACUAAUAGCCUCCACGUGGAACAGAGGUAACCUGAUGUGUGCGGUCCAGGGUCAGUCUGUUUUGCUUUCUAGUCACCGCCUUAAAGUAAGCAAAGCCUGUCAGUAUAAAUAACCCUCUUCGGCACUAGGAUAUAUUUUAAAAGACCUCGGAUUCUCUGUUUGUCAAGCAUGUAUUCACCUGAGGAGCCUAGGAAGGAUUAUUACCCUAUGAAACUCGAUGAGCGGUGCUCCAACACCAUCCUCUUCAACAUCCUGAACCGUACAGCCAUGACGCACAGCUGUCACUGUGAGAACCGAAGAUUGGUUCGUUUAAGGAACCCAGAUAGUACCUGCCAUGCUGCUGCUGAAGUUCUGCUAAGAACCAUAUGUUUCAUGAAAAGCCUUCCUUCUUUCCACCAACUACCAGAGUUGGAUCAGUGUUUACUCAUGCGGAGCCAAUGGGUUCCACUCUUUAUCCUGGGUCUUGCGCAGGAGCGUAUAACUGUUGAGGUGACCGACUUCCCCACGACGAGCUUCCUUCACAAGAUCUUGUCUCAUGACCAGAAUAAAGACAGAGAGCAAGAAACAGAGGACGUCCCGCUGAACUUGGCAGCUGUAAAUAAUCUCAAAUCCUGCUUGGACAGACUCUGGAGGCUCGACCUGACUGCUGAGGAAUAUGCCUACCUCAAGGGUUCAUUCUUAUUCAGUCCAGACGUCCCUGGGCUGAUUAACUCCAGGCUGAUUGAGGAGCUUCAGAAGGAGGCUCAGUGUCUUCUGCACGGAGUCGUUGAUGAACGUCACCCACGUGACCCCAGGAGAUUCAGGGCUGUCCUGCUGGCGGCCUCCUCGCUCCACACAGUGGGCCAAAACUUUGUGACAGACCUGUUUUUUAGACGUGUGAUCGGUCAGACAGACCUCUUAGAGCUUCUGACUGAGAUGCUUUUCAGCACAGGAUGUUUUUAACCACUGGGUGUUACUCUAAUCUGGAUUCUGACUUGAACUUCCUCCUUUACUUUGUUUAAUCUAAAGAGUCAAGUUACAUUUCCUUUGGCUUUGUUAUACUGUAGCAGUUUACAUUUUUAGACUGAA